Messenger RNA from Tigriopus californicus, 695 nucleotides. RefSeq lists its product as uncharacterized. The coding region runs from base 98 to 622 and encodes 174 amino acids. NCBI's taxonomy places the organism in Eukaryota, Metazoa, Arthropoda, Copepoda, Harpacticoida, Harpacticidae. The record is from RefSeq and is a predicted model, not a curated record. The transcript is spliced from 4 exons.
UUGCUUUCGCGUUCAUGUAGGACGAUCUAGUAAUACAGAAGCAGUCAAUCGGUGAUCCCUUUCAAUGCCAAACAUUCGCUCUGACUCUUUCUGAAUCAUGCCCACAAUGAAUACAGUGUUGGCGAGUGUAUGUUUCGUCUUGGUCGGUCUUGUUAAUUCAGGCUGGACCCUGCAAUGGGAGAGCGCGGAUCAAGGAAUUCCAAGGAAUACUUAUAUCCAUGAUGUUUUUGGAGGACCCGAGUCCUUUUAUUUCUGUCGAGGAAUGGACGCUACCGGUCAUCUCCGAACUGGUACAAUGAGCAAAGGUCAAACAGCUUGCGGUCUGGUUGGUUACGAGUCGAACAUUGCCAACUACGCCAAUUCGUUCGAGGUUUUGACCAUUUCUCCUGGUGAUAAAAUUGGUUCAAAAUAUCACAGCCGCGGAGAUCCUAUCCCCCAAAAUGCCAUUCCUUGCAUGGACUUCGGGACCAAUCAAUGCUUCUUGGGUGAAUCUGUUUACAACGAUGGCCUUUGCGUGGAGAUGCCAGGAAAGGUGUACGUGGAUCGAGAACGCGUAUUGAUGAACUAUAAAGGCCAAAUGAAGACAUGUGGUUCCUUCUUUAUAAUGAUAAAUGAUAUCUGAAGCAUUUGUAUUGUUAAAGUUGGUGGUCACCGGCACAGGAUGAACUUUAAAUAAGACAUUUUAGUCGUUUGAA